Molecule: messenger RNA, 1371 nt
Organism: Anopheles moucheti
Lineage: Eukaryota; Metazoa; Arthropoda; Insecta; Diptera; Culicidae
Gene: fd102C
Product: forkhead box protein fkh-2
Exons: 1
Coding region: 1-1371 (456 amino acids)
Biological process (GO): cell differentiation; anatomical structure morphogenesis; regulation of transcription by RNA polymerase II
Molecular function (GO): DNA-binding transcription factor activity, RNA polymerase II-specific; ice binding; RNA polymerase II cis-regulatory region sequence-specific DNA binding
Source: RefSeq, a predicted model, not a curated record
AUGUUGAACGUGUGUGCGGAUCUGGUGCAGUUUGACCAGUACAGUCUCCAGCUGUACAACUACGCGAUGGUGGAGCGCUUUCGCUCGAACCAGUUCUUCAACUACGGUAACUUUGUGGCGGACACCCGGACACUGUCCCGAUUCUUCAAACCCUCGCUGCCCCCCAACCCGGUCGAUGCGGCGGCAGCAGCGGCGGCGGCCGCAGCGGCAGCCGCGGCCGGCAGUGCCCUGCUCGCGGACGCCAGCAAACUUUCCUCCCAGGCCCCGAAGCCCCAGUACAGCUACAUCGGCCUGAUAGCGAUAGCGAUCCUCAGCUCGCCGGAGAAGAAGCUCGUCCUGUCCGACAUCUACCAGCACAUCCUGGACAACUACUCGUACUUCCGGAGCCGCGGUCCGGGCUGGCGGAACUCGAUCCGCCACAACCUGUCGCUGAACGACUGCUUCAUCAAGGCGGGCCGGAGUGCCCACGGCAAGGGCCACUACUGGGCGGUGCAUCCGGCGAAUGUGGAGGACUUCCUCAAGGGGGACUUCCGGCGGCGGAAGGCCCAGCGCAAGGUGCGCCGCCACAUGGGUCUGACGUCCGACGACGACAUCUACGACAACAGCAGCCCGCGCCAGUUCUUUCCCGCGAUCAACUCACCGCCCCACGCACCAUCCCAGCAGGGACCCCCAGCUCAGCCGCCGUCGGGCGCGACCGUACUGCCCCCGCAUCCGGUACUGGCCAACCCGGCGCUCUACCUUGGCCCGGGCUCGACCGCAUCUGCGACGGCCACCUCAGCGGCAGCGGCCGCGGCCGCAGCGGCAGCAGCAGCGGCCGCCGCAGCUGCCGCCGCUAGCUCCAGCACAGCCGCCGCAGCCGCCGCCGCUGUCGGAGGUGGAGGAGGUGGCGGAGGUGCGAUAGGAAGCGUACCACCGCCGCCGGCACCGUCGGCCAGCAAGCUGGCGCUGGUCGGACUCGGUGAUCCGGUCGAUCAUCAUCUGCAUCAUCAGCAUCAAGCCGCCGCCCUCCUGCAUCAUCAUCACCAGCAGCAGCAGCAGCAUCUCCAUCAGCACCAUCAUCAACAUCAACACCAUCACCAUCACCAUCACCACCAUCAUCAAACAACGGCUGCGGCCAUCAUCAUGCGCAACACGAUGGAGAGCUUCUCCCGCAAGCGCCAGUUCGACGUCGAGUCGCUGCUCCGACCGGACGACGGUGCGGACGAACGCGAACCGUACGAGCUCCGGCGGCCACGGCUCUGUUCGCCCGCCAGCUCCAGCCAGAGCCCUUCGCCGUUACCACCGUACACGGCCCAGGCACUGGUACUGUCCGGACCGAAGACGAGCCCGAUCCAAAUGCAGCCGUCCGGCGGUAAAACACCCCAACAGUGA